Messenger RNA from Coffea arabica (coffee), 417 nucleotides. The record is from RefSeq and is a predicted model, not a curated record. Lineage: Eukaryota; Viridiplantae; Streptophyta; Magnoliopsida; Gentianales; Rubiaceae.
AUGGGUAUAAACGGCAGUGGAUAUGGCUCUGUAGAUGGUAACAGUGGUGGUUAUGGGGCUGGAAGCGGAGGCAGCAAUGAUGGCAAUGGAUAUGGUUCUGUAGGUGGUAAUGCUGGUGGGUCGGGUAGAGGUGGUGGUAGUGGGUCUGGAUCGGGUGGAGGUGGUGGUCCAGAUGGCGGCGGUAAUGGUGGUGGAUGGAAUGAUGGUAGCUAUGGUCCUGGUGCAAGCAGCAGGCAAGGGAGUCGGGGCAGUAGCUAUGGCUAUGGCAAGGGCUGGCGCAGGGGCCCUGGCUCAGGAUAUGGCAGCAGUAGUACUGGUCAUGGCAGCGAAGGUAACAACGGAGAAGGGCAGUAUGGAAUCAAUGGCGGGGGCCUAGACAGGGACAAGCAGCAGCUCCUAUGCAGCAUGAAACCAUGA